Messenger RNA from Cyphellophora attinorum, 1656 nucleotides. RefSeq lists its product as uncharacterized. Bases 1 to 1656 code for a protein of 551 amino acids. Gene Ontology annotation, molecular function: protein binding. The transcript has a single exon. NCBI's taxonomy places the organism in Eukaryota, Fungi, Ascomycota, Eurotiomycetes, Chaetothyriales, Cyphellophoraceae. Gene Ontology annotation, cellular component: cytoplasm; spliceosomal complex. The record is from RefSeq and is a predicted model, not a curated record. Gene Ontology annotation, biological process: mRNA cis splicing, via spliceosome.
AUGGGCGACAUUCACCCCGACCGCCGCAACAACCAUCACCACGAUCCCUCCCGCAAACGCUCUCGCUCACCCCACCGAAAUGGCAGCGGCAAGCCAUGGUCCACCUCCAGUCCCUCCUACAGAAGCAGCCGCGACAGCACACCCCAAGACCGCUCUUCGCGCCCACCACAGUCAAAAUGGUCCCACAAGGAACAAAUCAAGUCGAAUGCGGCCCAGGAAGACGAGCGCAUGCGCACCUACAUCGCCGGCGAAGACGACUUCAUGCUCCGCCAAAACAAGAAGAAAGCCGUCAUUAGAGUACGUGAGGGACGUGCAAAACCGAUUGACUGGCUUGCUGUCACCCUCCGCGUGAUCGACGAGACGCGACACAAAGAUCGGCCAUCACUGGAUGACGAGGUGGACGACGAGGAGCUGGAGGUUGUAGAUCCGGAUAGUGUGUUUGAGGGGUUGGGGAGUGACAAGGAGUUCGACGAGCUGCUGAAGGACAUUGAGACGUACGAGAAGCUAGAGACGAAUAGGACGAAUCGGGAGUUUUGGAGGACGAUGGGCGUUAUUUGUGCAUACUGGCGGCGGAAACUGCAGACGUCGAGGACCGCUGGCGGUCAGGGUCGAGCGACGAGUAGCGUCAGCGCGGACAUCGAUCGUUUAUUGGCGCCCAAGACGUAUGAACAGUUGGAGGGGCUAGAAGGGCAGAUCAGGACGAAGCUGGAUUCGAAUGAGCCGAUUGAUACGGAUUACUGGUCGCAGCUGUUAGGGAGCUUGCUGGUGUGGAAGGCUAAGGCGAAGGUCAAGGACGUGUAUCAGGCGGUGAUGGAGAAGCGAAUGGCUCGGUUGAGGAAGGAGAGUGCGGCGGAGGCUGUGAGGUCACAGCAGGAAUUAGCGGCAGCAUUAUCAAAGGACAAGGAUGAACCAAUGCAGCCACAAACAUUGCAGUACGACAGAAGUCUGGACCCAGAUCCAGCGCUUGACAUCGCAGCAAAAGACAAAAACUUGGAAGUCCGCUCCGAGCAAGAAAUCCUCACACAACUCGCCACAGACCGCGCCCGAAUAAAACGAACAGGCUACAUCCCCAUGCCAGGCGGCUCCAAAGCCACCAAACAAGUCUCAACCACGACGAGCAAGGGCGCAGCCACCUCCAAAUCAGCAGCUCCCUCCCAAUUCGACCGCGACGUCGCCCGCGGCGUCGACGAAGACGAAGAAGUCUUUGCCGCCGAGGAACCAACCACAAAUGCCAGGACAGACGGACUGCGAAAACCAAAAUACUUCAACCGCGUCCUCCUCGGCUACGACUGGAACAAAUACAACCAGACCCACUACACCGCCGACGCUCCUCCCCCACGAGUGGUUCAGGGCUAUAAGUUCCACAUCUUCUACCCUGACCUCCCCGCUUCCUCCCCAGCACCCAGCUACAAGAUCAUAAGAGAGGACGGGCGGAAGAAGGGGCAGAGUGCCGCGCCUGCGGGCGAAGAGGAUACCUGUAUACUGCGCUUCGUCAGCCCGGGACCGCCGUACGGCGAUGUGGCGUUUCGGGUCGUAGAUCGGGAUUGGGAUUAUAGUGGACGGAGGGGCGGUGGGGAGGGCGGAUUCAAGAGUGUUUUCGAAGGCGGGGUGCUCAGUCUGCAUUUUGGGUUUAGGAGGGUGUUCUAUCGGAAAUGA